Venustampulla echinocandica is the source of this 360-nucleotide messenger RNA. RefSeq lists its product as uncharacterized. Bases 1 to 360 code for a protein of 119 amino acids. The transcript is spliced from 4 exons. NCBI's taxonomy places the organism in Eukaryota, Fungi, Ascomycota, Leotiomycetes, Helotiales, Pleuroascaceae. The record is from RefSeq and is a predicted model, not a curated record.
AUGCCACAAGAUCUGCCCCCCGUUGGCGGAUACGGCCCUGUGCAGUACAAGCGAAAUAUCCCCGCGCGUGGAUUUCGGCCUGGACUCGUGCUGAUGGGCGUGGGGGCCCUGAUGACAUAUGGCUUCUAUAAGUUGGGAACGGGGAUUCGGGAACAUAAUGAACUCGCACGGGAAAAGCUAUGGUCGAGAAUUCAUCUCAUUCCUUUAUUGACGGCUGAGGAGGAUCGGGAUCUGGCGAGGAGGCAUUAUGCGGAUCAGGCGAGGGAGAAGGAGUUAUUGGGCACUCAGACGAGUCCUUAUAAUUCGGAUCGUUACGUCCGGCCUACAUUCGCCAUCACGCCAGCUCAAAUUACAAAAUAA